AUGGGUUGCUGUCUUAGUUCCUCCCAAUCCUUCAAUUCACCUAACAAAUUCCAUCCCAGUUCCGUCAAUGCGAACAGAGACCCCCCGUCUUCCAUGGAGGAAGAGACCGUCAAAGAAGUGCUCUCUGAAACCCCUGCUCUCAAACCGCCGCCGAACAAGAAUUGUCCACCCGAAGAAGACGAAUUUCACAAACCACUCGGUGAUGAGACCGAGAAGAAGCUUUCUGAAAUUCCCAUUAACGGAAUUCCAGAGCAGCCUUCUGAAUUCUAUGAAAUUUCCCAUAUGAACAAGUGUAUCUCAGUCUCCGCCGCUACUUUCACCGAUCAAGCGGACGGGGGAGGUGAAGUUCAUCAAACGGGUUUGAAAUCAUCGCCAGUGAAGUUGACGAAAAAUCAAUCUGUUUCCAGUGACGUUGAGUUAAAAAGAGAAAUUCCGCAGAGCAGGACACUGACCCGGAGAUCCGACCAGUCACCAGUUCGACGAAAUGGCGCAGUGGGUUCGAUGAGAAUGGUUCAUAACAGAGACAUGAGUCCGGCAAUGGCGCGGCGAGGAUUGAGAGCGGAGCCUCCCCGGAGAGACCCAGAUGAGAAUUCCAGCCGGAGAUCCCAAUCGCCGUCUACCGCUCCUUCCGACAGCGCAGGGUAUAGAUCUGCCCUCAGUCGGACACCGUCAACGAGAAAGUCCGGUAAAUCAUCCCCCAUUAGGGCGAUGACAGCGACAAGUCAAAAAGUAGUAGAAGAAAACAAUAUCGUAGAUGGAAAAUUCAACACUCAGAUUGAAUCACUUGAGAACCCUCUGGUUUCAUUAGAGUGCUUCAUCUUCCUCUGA
Molecule: messenger RNA, 828 nt
Organism: Cucumis melo (muskmelon)
Lineage: Eukaryota; Viridiplantae; Streptophyta; Magnoliopsida; Cucurbitales; Cucurbitaceae
Exons: 1
Coding region: 1-828 (275 amino acids)
Source: RefSeq, a predicted model, not a curated record